Cyprinodon variegatus (sheepshead minnow) is the source of this 2428-nucleotide messenger RNA. It is a transcript of the gene kcnj15, whose product is annotated as ATP-sensitive inward rectifier potassium channel 15-like. The record is from RefSeq and is a predicted model, not a curated record. Lineage: Eukaryota; Metazoa; Chordata; Actinopteri; Cyprinodontiformes; Cyprinodontidae. Gene Ontology annotation, cellular component: plasma membrane. Gene Ontology annotation, molecular function: inward rectifier potassium channel activity. Gene Ontology annotation, biological process: potassium ion import across plasma membrane; regulation of monoatomic ion transmembrane transport. The coding region runs from base 270 to 1265 and encodes 331 amino acids. The transcript is spliced from 2 exons.
AUCCCAGAUUACAGCCCAGCUCUGCGUCUUACACUUAAUUCUUCCCUGAAUACUAUUGUACCAAAGUUCAGAGCUCACUACGCGGGACAAAAGGAGAAAGAAGACACUGAACUGCUAGUUCUGGGACAGUUUCAUCUUGCAGAUUUAUUGGGACAAUGAAACAAGUGAGGAAAAGCUUUUGAGACGUUUUCCUUAACUAAGCCAUCUCAUCUGGAAUGCUCCUAUAAAACCUCUGCAGUUACGCCCAGUUUUUGUUGAAGCAAAGCAUCAUGGUAAACAGGAAGUCAGAGGUCCAGCGAAGGAUCGUGUCCAAGGACGGCCAUAACAACGUUCAGAUCGACAAUGUUGAAGGAAUGGUGAAGCUCUACUUGCAUGACAUCUGGACUACUGUAGUGGACAUGAAGUGGCGUUACAAGGUCACUCUGUUUGCCUCCACCUUCAUCAUGACCUGGUUUAUCUUUGGGGUUUUCUUUUAUUUAAUCGGCAUGGGGAAUGGAGACUUUGAUGUUGGGCAAAAUUCAACCCACACACCCUGCCUGAUGAAUGUGGAGACUCUCACUGGAGCCUUCCUGUUCUCUCUGGAGUCACAGACCACUAUAGGUUAUGGUUUUCGAUACAUCUCUGAAGAGUGUCCUCUGGCUAUCUUCACGCUGGUGGCUCAGCUUGUCAUCACAGGUCUUGCUGAGAUCUUUGUCACUGGUGCUUUUCUGGCCAAACUUGCCCGACCAAAGAAGCGAGCAGAAACCAUUAAGUUCAGCCAAGUGGCUGUGAUCUGCAGACACCAAGGCAAGCUGUGUCUGAUGGUGAGAGUGGCCAACAUGAGGAAAAGUCUGCUGAUUCAGUGCCAGCUAACGGGAAAGCUGUUUCAAUCCAAUGUUACCGAAGAAGGAGAGAAGACACAGAUCCAUCAGAGCUCUGUCGAUUUCUACAUGGACUCCAGUGGAGACUGUCCUUUUCUCAUCCUCCCGCUCACCUUCUACCAUGUUAUUGAUGAGAAGAGCCCACUGGCAGGACUGACGGCAGAAACCCUGAGCCAUCGCAACUUUGAGCUGCUCAUCACACUCAAUGCCACCAUGGAAUCGACCGCGGCAACAUGUCAGAGCCGCACCUCUUACGUCCCUGAGGAGAUCCUGUGGGGCUACGAGUUCAAACCGGUGCUAUUUAGCUCUCCCAACUGCCGCUAUGUCGUCGAUUUCAAGUUUUUUGAUCAAGUGCAAAUGAGCAGUGAUGCUUCCUUCCAAAGCAACAACACAGUAAAACUAUAACCGAUGAAGGGACUGAGAGAAAAUUGUGAGAACUAUAGUUUUACAACGCUGUGAUCUUACAGGAAAUUGACCUCAGGGUCUAUCAUCAUUAACAAGUUGUGCCAGGUAUUGGGCGCUGGUCAUUUCACCGAUUACCAUGUUAUACCUCUGGAAAUGUUAUAAUUUCAUACCUUUUUAGGAAUCACAUGGUACCUCAGGAUGUUUUGUACUAACCAUGUAUACAUUGGAACCAACUAUGGGACCCAAAAUAUUGUUUUAAGGAGCCUUCUUUGACCUAAUAAAAGGCUUAAAAGAAAAAAUGGAGAAUAUGACAUCAGUGAAUCAUUUCUACGACUAUGAGAUAAGUUAGUUAUUUCGAUCAGGGCAUCUAAUCUGUCAUAUACCAAACAUAUUAGCUUGCCCAAAUGAAUAGAGCCAUAAUAAAGAGAGACUAAAAGUUUUCAGAUGGGUAUGAAGAGUGAAGAGAGUAUAAAAUAAUCUAUUUGCAAAACAUAAAUUUGCUUGUCUGAGAUUAAAACAAAACUUCAUACCCCAUGGUUUGAGCAAAAUUGUAUGUUUACAGACCGUACAAAACAAAAAAAAGGGAAAAAAUGGGUACUAAACAGAGGUAUGAACUGGUGAAGUGACGUACUGAUCCUGAGCCAGUUAUUCACUCAUAUCACCAAUACCCUGGUUCAAAGGUCUUUUAUUUCAUCAUGUAACAAGGAUGUAAUUUAUUUUUAUCCCUUUCUAACAAUAAAACUUAAUCUUUUAGCAGACGGUAAAAAAAAAAGAAAUAAAUUCAAAUUCUGUAAAGAAAUUUUGCAAUAAACCUUGAGAAAAAAAAAAUGGCCCUCUUUACUAAGAUCUCAAAAUAAGUUUGCCUGCGCAGAGUCUCUUUUGGAUGUGAUUGGUCAGCAAAACAGGCCCCGCCCACCAAAUGACACAAUUUAUUUGAACUUUAAAGUUAUGGGUGAGUCUUAAAAGUGUAAAGAGCAAUGCUUGCAAGUCAAUAUUUUUGAUUUACUAGAAAUGUAAAAAAAUAUAUAUAUAUUUUUAGAUAUUUUGUUUCUUUUUUUAUUAUAUAUAGGGAAAAUAAGUAAUUUAAAUAACAAAAGUUUGGAGCAUGAAUAUGUUUGAUGAAUUUUCUAAUUAUAGUAAUGAUCAUUAUCUUAUAAGAAUGU